AGAAGUCAGUCACAUUAAAACAUUCGGACCCGCACGAGCUGUCGACUCUGAAAAUAUUAAACAAUAUAUAAACCAAAAGAAAACAUUGCGUCAACCCUUUCAACUUUGCUUCACUGAUUUCUUGAAUAGGAAAAUGUUCGAUACCACGCUCGGCUAUCUGAUUGGCCUCGUGGUGCAGCUGUCCUGGCUGCUCGUUAGCCAGGGCUUCUGCCAGAUGGUGCAGCAUCCUUUGCUGGCCAGCGUACUCUGCCUGGUGCUGGGCCUCGCCCAACAGACGGGCCAAAAGACACUGCGGGAGCGUUUCCGCUGGGUUCUGCAGUACCUUAAGAUUUGGAUCACACACUCGGAUUUGGCCACAGACGAUUGCAACUUUGGGCACGACAUGGCUGAUCGGCGAGAGGGGGGACUCGAAGGACUGGACGGGGCUGGCUUCCAGAGCCCCAUCAAUAUCGAGGACCAGCAGCUGAGCCCCAUGGCCAUCAGGGAGCUGCUGAACUGGAACCACUACGACGAACUGCCGGCAAGCAUUCAGGUGGAGAACACGGGCCACACCCUGAUCCUGCGGGCCCAGUUCCACGGAAACACGCCCACCAUCAGCGGAGCCGAUCUUCUGGCCAGCUACACGUUCGUGGAGGUGCGCUUCCAUUGGGGCUGGUGCAACAGCGAGGGCUCGGAGCACACCUUCAACCAUCGCAAGUUCCCCAUGGAGAUGCAGGUGAUGCACCGUGCCAGCUCCGGGAUGUCGCGGUCUUGCACCAGCAGCUACGACCUCCUGACGAUCGCCUACAUGUUUGAGCUGUCGGCCGACAACCCGUUCCUGGACCCCCUCGUUCAGAAUCUGCGCCAGGUGCAGCAGCCCGGAAAGGCCGUGAAUAUAUCACCGUUUCCACUCUGCUACCUAAUGCCCGCCUUCCGGGCUGGCUUCUACUCCUACGGUGGGUCGCUGACCCGACCCCCGUUCUACGAGGGAACCGAGUGGUUCAUCUUCCCCGAGACGCUGGCCAUCAGUGACUUCCAGCUGCGCCACUUCCGCCAGCUGCUGAGCCACGACGGUGUCACUCCCAUCACACGGAACGCCCGUCCCGUCCAGGCCCUGGGUAACAGAAGCAUCAACCUAAACUGCUUCUGUCCCAUGAAUACCAACCAACUGGCCAGCCUGCCAGUUGUCGGCCUUUGCCAGCAGCAGCAGGCGGCGGACGUUCAGAAGAAAGAACCCGUUGAAAAGGUGCAGGAGCAGCAGCGUGGAGCGGCCCCGGCUGCUUCUGAGGAAGAGGGCGAGCUGAUGGAGUCCAUGGACACGACCACCGUGAUAACCAGCGACUCCACGAAGAUGUGCAUGACCACAUUCCUGCGCAAGGAGCAGCUGCCGCCGACGCAGCCGGACUACAGCACUACAGCCAUUGUCAUCCAUAGCGACACCACAUCCAGCGACAUGUGCGCCCCCCAUCCGGUGGGGGGACCAGGAUCUGAACCGCAGGCCAGCUGCAACGCCGAUGCCAUCUGCGGCGUGGGCGAUGGCAUCAACAUCGCCGUGUACCACGGCCAGAUUGAGUAGGAGUAGGAGAGGGCCGUUUAAUUAUUAAAUUGUUGUUUAGUUUGUUUUCAUCACACGGAUGCGGACACAGGCUGGAUCCAAGGCCAGCUGCUCUUUGUCCCGAGACCUAAUUGAAUUGCGCGUGUAUGGAUUAAACAGUUGCGGUUAUAUUUCUGAAUCAUA
This is a messenger RNA of Drosophila miranda, 1717 nucleotides long. Its product is annotated as carbonic anhydrase 1-like. The transcript has 2 exons. Gene Ontology annotation, cellular component: cytoplasm. Lineage: Eukaryota; Metazoa; Arthropoda; Insecta; Diptera; Drosophilidae. The coding region runs from base 134 to 1555 and encodes 473 amino acids. The record is from RefSeq and is a predicted model, not a curated record. Gene Ontology annotation, molecular function: carbonate dehydratase activity; zinc ion binding.